This is a messenger RNA of Arctia plantaginis, 546 nucleotides long. The record is from the annotation of a GenBank genome assembly. NCBI's taxonomy places the organism in Eukaryota, Metazoa, Arthropoda, Insecta, Lepidoptera, Erebidae.
AUGAUUCGGUUUUUACUAGUUACUGGUGUUGUAGCUGUGGCUUCGGCCUAUCCAACCGGUAAGCCUGAACGAGCAGUAGAUGGUGAAGUAAACGAAGAAAAACGUUACCCUAACGGAACGAUCAUUGGUAGAUAUUCUUACAUUGACAAAGACGGUAAUCCCAUUCAAGUAAAGUAUUUUGCUGAUGAUGCUAGCUAUGGAGUAGAACUAAAAAGCCUAAAAAUUGUUGAUUCAACAACCGCGCCUGCAGGAACAGAGUUUUCAAAAGAUAAUAAUUCCCCAAAGAUAACGGAUCUACUAAGUCCAAAGUCUGACUUUUCAGCAGGUAUUUUGAAUUCAUUGAAUACUCUUACUAAAGGAAAAGAGAGCAUUAAUCGUUACAAGGGCGAUAAAACAAGACCUGAUUUUGAAAUUUACUAUCAAAAUGAAUUAAAAGGUCCUGAGAAAUGUGGAAAGGACAAAGUUCACGUAUACUUCGAUAAGGAGAGAAAAAUUCGUGACGUAUUAACUAAUUUGGAAGCGGACAAGUACUGUGAACAAUUUUAA